UUCAUUCUCAUUCCCUCCCUUUAUGCUUUAUCUAAUCUAAAAGCUAAAGCCUCUUCCCAAACGCCAUUACUCAGAGGAGAGAGAAAGUUACACAGGUGAAAAAGAAAAAACAGUGAGAGAGAGAGAGAAUAGUGUGUAUUGUGUAACCGUCUCGCAUGGCCUCCAUUCCGUUGGGGCCGCACCACCACCAACAACCGCCGGAGCAGCUGCAGUCGCAACCUGACAACAACGCGCCGAAGCUUCCAGCUCGGCGCGGCUCCGACGUGGAUGCCGAUAAGGAAAUGUCAGCCACAGUAAUUGAAGGGAAUGGUGAAGUUACUGGCCACAUAAUCUCAACCACAAUUGGUGGCAAAAAUGGUGAACCUAAACAGACCAUCAGUUACAUGGCUGAGCGUGUUGUUGGCACUGGAUCAUUUGGAGUUGUUUUCCAGGCAAAAUGCUUGGAGACUGGGGAGGCGGUGGCUAUAAAGAAAGUUUUGCAGGACAGGCGGUACAAAAAUCGUGAAUUGCAAUUGAUGCGCUUGAUGGAUCAUCCUAAUGUAAUUUCCCUGAAGCACUGUUUCUUCUCUACAACAAGCAAAGAUGAACUUUUCCUGAACUUGGUAAUGGAAUAUGUCCCUGAGACAAUGUACCGGGUUCUAAAGCACUACAGCAGUAUGAACCAGAGAAUGCCCUUAAUUUAUGUGAAAUUAUAUACGUAUCAAAUCUUCAGGGGACUAGCAUAUAUCCAUACCGUACCUCGAGUUUGCCAUAGGGAUGUGAAGCCCCAAAAUCUUUUGGUUGAUCCUCUUACUCAUCAAGUUAAGCUUUGUGAUUUUGGGAGUGCAAAAGUUCUGGUCAAGGGUGAAUCCAAUAUUUCGUACAUAUGUUCACGUUACUAUCGGGCCCCAGAACUAAUAUUUGGUGCAACAGAAUACACAACUUCUAUUGACAUCUGGUCAGCUGGUUGUGUCCUUGCUGAACUUCUUCUAGGCCAGCCAUUAUUUCCGGGAGAAAAUCAAGUGGACCAACUUGUGGAAAUUAUCAAGGUUCUUGGUACUCCAACCCGAGAAGAAAUUCGUUGCAUGAACUCUAAUUAUACAGAUUUUAGGUUCCCCCAGAUUAAAGCUCAUCCUUGGCAUAAGAUUUUUCACAAGCGAAUGCCUCCUGAAGCAAUUGACCUUGCAUCAAGGCUUCUCCAAUAUUCACCAAGUCUUCGUUGUUCCGCCUUGGAAGCUUGUGCACAUCCAUUCUUUGAUGAGCUUCGUGAGCCAAAUGCUCGACUACCUAAUGGCCGUCCACUGCCACCACUUUUCAACUUUAAACAGGAAUUAGCCGGAGCGUCCCCCGAGUUGAUCAACAGACUCAUCCCAGAGCAUGUAAGGAGGCAAGGUGGCCUUGGCCUCCCCCAUCCAAGUAGCACACAAAUCUAGAGAAUGAAAUUAAGGAGUCCAUGGCAAUAGGUUUAUUUAAGAUGAUAGCUGGCCUAUCUGUGUAGUCAAAUAUAAAAUGGGGAUCAGGUGUAUGUAGCUUUAAUCCCGUGAAGAUAUGUAUACAUGUACUCACUGCAUAGUGUAGCAUGGAAAUGGUUCAAUAUGUCUAAAAUUUCAUUUUUACUUUAAGCAUACUUUUAUUUAGGUUGCUAACCACACCAUCCGGUAUCUAGCCGAAGUAUUAAUACUGUUAGAUAUAUAAUUAUUUAUGUGUCA
This is a messenger RNA of Arachis stenosperma, 1688 nucleotides long. Its product is annotated as shaggy-related protein kinase eta-like. Gene Ontology annotation, cellular component: cytoplasm. The record is from RefSeq and is a predicted model, not a curated record. The transcript has 12 exons. The coding region runs from base 156 to 1412 and encodes 418 amino acids. Lineage: Eukaryota; Viridiplantae; Streptophyta; Magnoliopsida; Fabales; Fabaceae. Gene Ontology annotation, molecular function: ATP binding; protein serine/threonine kinase activity. Gene Ontology annotation, biological process: signal transduction; protein phosphorylation.